Glycine soja is the source of this 1602-nucleotide messenger RNA. RefSeq names its product protein CUP-SHAPED COTYLEDON 2-like. The coding region runs from base 178 to 1305 and encodes 375 amino acids. Gene Ontology annotation, biological process: regulation of DNA-templated transcription. Gene Ontology annotation, molecular function: DNA binding. The transcript has 3 exons. The record is from RefSeq and is a predicted model, not a curated record. NCBI's taxonomy places the organism in Eukaryota, Viridiplantae, Streptophyta, Magnoliopsida, Fabales, Fabaceae.
UGUUUCUCCCUGUUACUUAUCAUUUCCUAUAUAAUGAAGAGCCAUCAUGUAUUUUGAAUCCAACAUUCCCAUACUAAUCAAUUUCCUUUGAAAAAGAUCGCACCCUUUUCUCCCUUUCUCUUUGUGUCUUUACCUUGUCCUUGUUAAGUUCCUAGUGAUCUUCUUCUGCAUGCUCCAAUGGAUAACUACUACCAUCAACACCACCACCCUCACUUUGACAACAGCAAUAACAAUGAACCACAUUUACCUCCUGGCUUCAGAUUCCACCCCACAGAUGAGGAACUCAUCACAUACUACCUCCUCAAGAAGGUUCUAGAUAGCUCCUUCACUGGCCGAGCCAUAGUUGAAGUCGACCUCAACAAGUGUGAGCCAUGGGAGCUUCCUGAGAAAGCAAAGAUGGGUGAGAAGGAAUGGUACUUCUAUAGCCUUCGUGACCGAAAGUACCCAACUGGAUUACGCACCAAUAGGGCCACCGAAGCUGGUUAUUGGAAAGCCACUGGAAAAGACAGAGAGAUCUACAGCUCCAAAACUUGCUCGCUCGUUGGCAUGAAGAAAACCUUGGUUUUUUAUAGAGGAAGAGCUCCGAAGGGUGAAAAAAGCAACUGGGUCAUGCACGAGUAUCGCUUAGAAGGCAAAUUCGCUUACCACUAUCUCUCUAGAAGCUCCAAGGAUGAGUGGGUGAUCUCACGUGUGUUUCAGAAGAACACCACCGGCGGCGGCUCCACCGUGUCCGCCGCCGCCGCCGCCACCAGCGGUGGUAGUUCCAAGAAAACAAGAAUGACCACAUCAAACACUAGCAGCAACAUGAGCCUGUGCCCCGAACCGGGUUCACCCUCUUCCAUUUACCUUCCGCCGCUUCUGGAAUCCUCUCCUUACGCCGCCGCCAGCACCACCACCGCCACCCCCGCCGCGGCAGCAUUCAACGAUCACGAAAGCUGCUCCUUCAACAGCGCCGUCAGCAACAACAACCAAAGGGAGCACGUGUCCUGUUUCUCCACCAUCUCCGCCGCCGCCUUCGACCACCUCGUACCCCCACCGGAGCCGCCGCUUGACCCUUUCGCGCGCUUUCAUUGUAACAACAACAACGUUGGUGUUGGAGUCUCUACCUUCCCGUGCCUCAGAUCCUUGCACGACAACCUUAACUUGCCCUUCUUUUUCUCUCCAAUGGGCCACGUCAGCAGUGCUGAUGUGGCAUCGUUUGGCGCCGUCACAAACUGGCCGGCGCCAGAAGAGCAGAGGAUGGCUGACGGUGGUUCCGGCAUGGGGAUUGUACCGUCCGAGUUGGAUUGCAUGUGGGGCUAUUGAUUUUUUUAGCGUUGACCAUGUUGACCAACUAUGAUUGUAACUUUAUUAGGCUUUGAAUAUCUCGUUAGGCUAGUAAUCUAUGCUUUAAUUAUUAUUGGGAUUGAACUUUGCAAGGGUUGUUGAUUGUGAUUGUUAGCUUGGAUUUGGUAUUGUAGUUGUUGGGUUGUACUCCUAUUUAUUUAAGUUAAGAAUGUACAACUAGGGUGUAUUGAUUUAAUGUGAUCGUGCGUUAGUUAAAUUGCGUGUAUUGAACUUUUUGAAUUUUAAUGCGUGAAUACAUAUAUACCAUUGCGUGUG